CAAAUCCGUGUAAGUUGAAGUUUAACAAUUUAACUGAUUUUCCUAACAAGGACUUGGUUCUUUACUUUUCCAAAAAGCAUUUCAAUUCCACCUUGCACGGUUCCAUCCCCACCCACGUUGCUUCAAAAUUUGGUCGACCAAUUCUAAGUAGUUAUCACUUAACAAGCCCUUCCACUUUACACAUGUAAAUAUCUAUCUAUAUGUUCUAUUAUCUUCUUCUCCAAGUCUCCAUGAAUUCCUCUUUAGCCUCCUCCUUACGCUUCUCUCAUUAUUCAUCAUUUUCUCUGCUUUAACAAUUCUCUUCUCUAAGCUUUUUUAUUCUUGUCUUUAUUUGUUAGUCACUGAAGUCUCUAUGACCUACGUACCACUUUGAUUCAUUUUGUUUUAACUUAAAUUACAAUGGCAAUUGAGUUGUGUUCAUCUGACGAUUCAAGUUUGGGCAUAAUGAGUCCAGCUCGGAUCUCCUUUUCUCAUGAUGUUUCACAGACUGGCUCUGUUCCUGUCGAACAAUAUAUUCGAUCAACUUCACCUUCCUCUAGCAUUGAUUUUGAUUUUUGUGUGUUUCGUGAAAGCUUUGAUCUUGAAUCUUCUUCUGCUGAUGAACUUUUCUUUGAUGGGAAGAUUCUUCCAAUUGAAAUCAAGAGAAGAAUUUCCUCUGUUCAGCCAAGAAAAACAGAGCAACAAAUGUCACCGCCACCACAUCCUCUGCCUCCAUGCAAUACUACUCUUCAUUGUGGCAAAAUGUCGAACAAUGAAUAUGCAAUCCAAAAUAAUAAAACAGGGGUUGUUGAAUCAUCAGAUGAAAAACAGAAUCCUAAUUCCAAUUCCAAGUCGUUUUGGAGAUUCAAGAGAAGUAGCAGCUUAAAUUGUGGAAGUGGCUAUGCAAGAACUUUGUGUCCAUUACCACUUUUAUCUCGAAGCAAUUCAACUGGUUCAUCUCCAAGUGUGAAGCGCAAUUCAACAUUAUCAAAGGAUAAUUUAAAGCAUCAUUCACAGAGACACUUUUCAAAAUCAAUGUCUUCUAAUGGUUCAAGCAGUCAAAAGCCUCCAUUGAAGAAGGCACCAUACAACAAUGGAGUUAAAUUCAGCCCAGUACUAAAUGUACCUUCAGCAAAUUUGUUUGGAUUAAGCACUUUCUUUUCCAGUGGCAAGGAAAAGAACAAGAAGAAGUGAUUAAAGAAUAAGUAACAUUUGCUUUAUUAGUUUCCAAAAUUAGUAAGGUGUGGUUAAGUUGUUUUUGCUCACUUUUUCCUUAGAUUAAUUAACAUGAUUGAGAUUUGAGAGGAAACAAAAAAAAAAAAAAGAUAACUGGGGCCAAAAGCAUGGAGCAUAAUUCAUUCCAUGCCACAUGCUUUUUUUUUAAAAAGAAAAAAACAGGUAACAUUUGCUAUCAGAUGGCAAAGAGGAAAGGCCCUGUCCCUAUUAUGCUUUUUAUUUGUUUUUGUGCUUUUGGUUUGCCUUACACAUGCAUGUAACUAUAUAGAUAUGUCAUUCCAAUAUGGUUCUUUGCUUUUCCUUUA
This is a messenger RNA of Solanum dulcamara, 1520 nucleotides long. RefSeq lists its product as uncharacterized. The coding region runs from base 400 to 1173 and encodes 257 amino acids. The transcript has a single exon. Lineage: Eukaryota; Viridiplantae; Streptophyta; Magnoliopsida; Solanales; Solanaceae. The record is from RefSeq and is a predicted model, not a curated record.